ACACUUGUGUACAACUGACUUUUUAAUUUAAUUAAAUUCUCGUUCUUAAUUGUUGAUCGGAGUUCAUGUAAAUGACAGGUAAGGUUCAUAUUGUCAGUAUUUUUUUUUUUUUUUUUACAUUGUGGAUAGGCUUAAUUGGCAUUUGGAGACCCAAGAAGUGUCUUGAAGCUCUUCUCAUGAGGACCAGCCCUGAAUUUCUACUGAAUCCUGGUUAUGACUUCAGCUUUCUCAUCACAAACUACCAUUAUGACGAGAUGCAGAAACACAAGCUCAUAGAUUUUACUGUGCAAGAAUUCCUUUGAACCUUAUCAUUUGCUUUUUCCUACCACCUGAUUGCCUGCUAGAAUAUGUUCGAU
This is a messenger RNA of Pistacia vera, 356 nucleotides long. Its product is annotated as actin-related protein 2/3 complex subunit 4-like. Gene Ontology annotation, cellular component: actin cytoskeleton; Arp2/3 protein complex. Gene Ontology annotation, biological process: actin filament polymerization; Arp2/3 complex-mediated actin nucleation. Bases 72 to 302 code for a protein of 76 amino acids. The record is from RefSeq and is a predicted model, not a curated record. The transcript is spliced from 3 exons. Lineage: Eukaryota; Viridiplantae; Streptophyta; Magnoliopsida; Sapindales; Anacardiaceae.